This is a messenger RNA of Corylus avellana, 4170 nucleotides long. RefSeq lists its product as uncharacterized. Gene Ontology annotation, biological process: signal transduction; defense response. The record is from RefSeq and is a predicted model, not a curated record. NCBI's taxonomy places the organism in Eukaryota, Viridiplantae, Streptophyta, Magnoliopsida, Fagales, Betulaceae. Gene Ontology annotation, molecular function: protein binding; ADP binding.
AUGGCUAAUUCCACUACCAAUACUCAAACUGCCCCAUCACCUCCUGAAUCCCUGAGGGAAUACGAUGUUUUCCUCAGUUUCAGAGGGGGUGACACCCGCAAUAAUUUUACCGACCAUCUCUAUACCGCUUUGAGAGAUAAAGAGAUUGUAACCUUUAGGGACACGGAACGACUUGAUGCAGGAAAACCCAUUUUGGAACUCUUAAAUGCAAUCGAGAAAUCGAGAAUGGCAGUUGUUAUUUUGUCAGAAAAUUAUGCAUCUUCCACUUGGUGCUUAGAAGAACUUGCAAAGAUCGUUGAAUGCAUGGACGCAGGAAGGAUGAGAGUUUUUCCCAUUUUCUACCACGUGGAUCCUAUUCAUGACGUGCGGCUUCUGAAGGGGACUUUUGAAGCUGCCUUUGCUAAACAUGACAAACGUUCCAAGGAGAAGAAAGAGAAGGAAGAUGCCUUUGCUAAUCAUGACGAACGUUCCAAGGAGAAGAUAGAGAAGGUGCAAAGGUGGAGAAGUGCUUUGAGAAGAGUGGCCGACCUCAGCGGAGACCAUUUAAAUGAUGAGCCUGAGUCAGAGUUCAUCCGCAACUUUGUUGAAAAGGUAUCUAGUGAGUUGAAUGGUACAACCGAAAGUGUUUAUAAGGAAAAAUACGUUGGAAUAAAGUCUCGUGUUGAGGAAAUUGUAAAUGGGUAUAUUGAAAUGGAGCCGAAGGAUGAUGUUCGAUUUAUAGGGAUAUGUGGGAUGAGUGGAAUAGGCAAGACAACUCUUGCAGAAGCUGUUUUUGGAAUGAUCCAUCAUCAAUUUGAAGCUAGCAGUUUUCUCAGAGAUGUCAAAGGGCGUGAUUUAAAUGAUUCACAAGAUCAACUCCUUCGGGAUAUGAAGUUGAAAAGUGAAAUACCAAGAUGGGAUGAGCUUAAGGCAAUCAACAUAACAAGUCGUAGGCUGAGUAAGAAAAGGGUAAUUAUUGUUGUUGACGAUGUAGAUGAAAAAAGGCUGGAAACAUUAGCAGGGCACCGUGAUUGGUUUGGCCCAGGGAGUAGAAUCAUCUUAACUACUGAAGAUAAGGGCCUGUUGGAGAAGAGAUGUGGAGAGAAAAAUGUAUAUAAGGCUAAAAAACUGAGUGCAUAUGAUGCUUUGCAGCUCUUUAUUCGACAAGCCUUCGACGAACCCCCUUGUGGAGAAGAUUUAUUGGAUAUAUGCAAUGGUUUUGUAAGAUAUGUUGACGGCCACCCUCUAGCUCUUAAAAUUUUGGGUUCCUCCAUGUAUGGUAUAACAAAUAUAGAUCAAUGGGAAGCUGAACUGGAAAGAGUAAGAAAAAGUCCAGAACUUCCCAAAGAAGAGAGAAAUAUUCAAAAAGUACUUAGAAUGAGUUACAAUAGAUUGAGUACUUCAAAGAAAAAACUAUUUUUAGACGUUGCGUGUUUCUUGAAUGGGGAAGACAAAGAUCGAAUAUCAGAUAUACUAGAAGAUCCUGGUAAGUGCAUCCCAGAGAUUGACAUAAAGGCUCUUAUUGAUAAAUCUCUCAUUACUGCUUUUGGAGGAAAAUUGUGGAUACAUAAUUUACUACAACAAAUGGGUUGGGAAAUUGUCAUUGAGGAAUGCGAAAGACCCGAAAAGCGCAGUAGAUUGUGGCUUGAAGAGGAUGUCCUUGAAGUAUUAAACAAUGGUAAAGGAACAGAUUCAGUUGAAGGCAUACUGCUAAAUGCACCAGCACAUAAGCAAGUACGCUUGAAUGCGGACGCCUUCUCAAAGAUGAAGAACCUAAGAUUACUUAGAAUUUGUACUGCGCACCUUCCUCAAGGCCUCAAUUAUCUUUCUAAUGAGUUACAUUUGCUGGAAUGGCAUGAGUAUCCUUUGAAGUCAAUGCCAAGGAGUUUUCAACCAAACAAACUUGUUGAACUCAUUAUGCCUGGCAGCCUCAUUGAGCAACUGCCCGAGGAAUUUAGUAACUUAGGCAAGCUAAAAGUCAUCAACCUUCGUGACUCGCAAAACUUAAUCAAGACUCCUAACUUCACUAGACUUUCAGAUCUUGAGAGGGCGAUUUUUCAAGGUUGCACAAGAUUGGAAGAGGUUCACCCGUCUAUUGGAGUUCAUAAACGGAUUACUCGAUUAAAUCUGAAAGAUUGCAAAUGUCUUGAUAGACUUCCACCCGAAAUCAACUUGGAAUCUCUUAAUACUUUAGUCUUAUCUGGUUGUUCACGCCUCAAAAAGUUUCCAAAGAUUGGACAAAAUAUGACAAGUUUGUGGGAGCUUUAUUUGGACAGGACUGCCAUAGGGGAACUGCCAUUGUCAAUUGUGCAUCUAACUGGCCUGUCUUUAUUGAAUCUUCAAGACUGCAACAACUUUUCGAGUUUUCCGAGUGUCAUUUGUAGUUUGACAUCUCUUCAAACUCUCAUUCUAUCCGCAUUCAAGGUUCAACCAGAGCCCAACUCGUUGUUGAUCAAGUCUCUGUCAGGUUUAGGCUCAUUAGUAUCUCUGGAUCUAAGUGACUGCAAUAUGGGGGACGGAGCUCUCCCUGAUGAUAUUAGUUGCUUAUCUUCACUGCAGUCUCUAAAUUUGAGCAAAAACCAUUUUACAUGCUUGCCUGAAAGCAUUUCUCAGCUUCCUAAGCUUAAAGUUCUUUACUUGGACAAUUGUAGCAGGCUUGAAUCGUUAGCAAAUAUUCCAUUAAGUACACAAUCUGUAAUGGCACGACAUUGCACUUCACUGAUAAAUUAUUCAAAUCAAAUCAUAGUGUGGACUUCAGGUGAACCAGGAUUGACGUUUAUUAACUGCCUCAACUCGGCUGAUGAUAUUGAUGAAGAAAGCAAAGGUCGUGAGCUUUCUCUGCGAGAUAUACACUUCAAGCCAUUGUUGCAGAGAUACAUGGAGGGUCAAAUUCGUCAAGUGGAUGGAAUGUAUAGCGUUUCACCUCAAACUGAAAUUCCAAAAUGGUUCACCCACCAGAAUAAGUCAGGGUCAUCUGUACCAAUCCGGCUACCUGAUCGUCAAGAUGAAAAUUAUAGCAGUUGGAGAGGAAUAGCGUUGUUUAUUGUUUUUAAAGUGAAGAAUAUUGUUCCUCGUGGUCACGACUCAAAAAGUUUUCAUGAGUUCAUAUAUCACUUGGACAACGAUGGAGGUCUUCAAGAUUAUCCCCUGAUCAUUAUUAAUGUCCCUAAAGACAAACUAUAUGCCCUUUCAUAUGGACUUCGGCUAUAUGUAUCAAAUGCAAGGUUUAGGGACCAUUUAGAUGAACACGGCUGCAUUAGCCCUUCAAUUACAAUCAGCAGCUCAGAUGUGGAGAUUCAAAAGUGUGGUGCGCGUUUAGUAUACGAGGAAGAUAUGGUAGAGUUUGUACAAAAUUUAACCGAAGAAACUUCGGGGAGCCCUGAACACCUCCGCCCACGUCAGGAAUCCAUAGAAUAUCCAAUGAACCCUUCCCCAAGCAAUGUCGAUGAACCGGAACCCAGUCUGUCCAGCGGCCAAACUGACUUAAACUCCGGGAAAAAAAGACAACCCAGUGGCCAAAGUUACUCGAGCCCCAGGCUUAACAGACAACUCAAGUCAUUGCUUUCACUAUUGUAUCAGGGAGACCCUGCACGAUACCACUCCUAUGAAUAUAUUUUUCCUCAGGUUAAGAUGGCGGCUCCCCCCCGCUGGUUCAAUUAUCAAAAUGUAUCUAGUGCCAUCAAAAUGGAGCUGCCUUCAAAUUUGAAUGAUAAUACGAGAUGGCUGGGAUUCACUGUAUUUGCUUUGUGUACACUCCCCAAGCAACCAGCUUGUUCCGGUGACAAUCAAGAUGAUUCAAUGAUUUUUGUAACGUUUUCUGAUGUUUUAGGUGGUGAUCUUGUCGGAAUUGGCAUGGGCUUUGAGCUCUCUAGAGACCUUUUUGUUGGGUCACAUCGACUUUUUAUGUGUUUUAUGCCACGGGUGACGUUUAAGUUGAAUGGGUAUAGUAAAAUUUGGGCUUCAUUUCAGAGCAAUAACCCAAGUGUGGACAUUACAAUGUGUGGAAUUCGUGCUGUGUACGAGGAAGACGUUGAUGAGUUUGUGCAAACAUUAGUGGAGUGCCUCGUAAGGUGUCCGGAUGCCUACCACGAUUCUAUUUACGGAAAUCUUUUAGAUCAAGUGGCAAUGUUGCAAGGGUGUAAGCAUGGAGAAGAUUUUCUUUGCAAUUUCGCAUCACAAAGGUUUAAAUAA